Solea solea (common sole) is the source of this 4895-nucleotide messenger RNA. RefSeq names its product metabotropic glutamate receptor 7-like. The transcript is spliced from 10 exons. Gene Ontology annotation, molecular function: group III metabotropic glutamate receptor activity. Lineage: Eukaryota; Metazoa; Chordata; Actinopteri; Pleuronectiformes; Soleidae. Gene Ontology annotation, biological process: G protein-coupled glutamate receptor signaling pathway; regulation of synaptic transmission, glutamatergic. The record is from RefSeq and is a predicted model, not a curated record. Gene Ontology annotation, cellular component: membrane. The coding region runs from base 833 to 3529 and encodes 898 amino acids.
UUAGGUGCAUGACCAGCAGGGGGCAGUAAACUGUUACUACACUUCAUUGUUAGAAUAGAAUAAAUGUUUGUCUUUGUCUCACUUUUUACAAGCAACAAAAAAACCAAAAAACACAAUAAAAUAAUAAGAGAAACAAUGUUUCCUCAUUUACACACACACACACACAAACACAUGCAUCAUCGACUAAAAACUAAUGACGACACAAACUGCUCUUAUGAAUGACUGAAUGAAUGAAUGAAAGAAUGAAUGAAUGAAUGAAUGAAUGCAGUAGUUCAUUCACAAUAUUUUAAACUUGUUUUUCUCAGUGAAUAAUGAUAAUUACACUGUGUGUGUGUGUGUGUGUGUGAGAGAGAGAGGGGAGGAUGAGUGAACUGUGCAGUUAUUCUCUCUGUCUCUCUCGUGUCUUUAGCUCCUCAGUUUAAUCUGACGUGAUUCUCUCUUCAUCUCUGUGGAUUCUCUGAUAUUCUCUGAUAUUAAAUUAGAAUUGGGGUUUUACCAGAGCUGCUGAUUGUGUGUUUUUUUUCCGGAUUUUCUUUUCUGUGUUUGUUUGCGUUAAAUUCCGGGGAUGUUUUCUGGAGCAACAAGCGGCCGCGGCGGUGCGGCAGAAGCGGCAGCAGAAGCGGCAGCGCUGCGCUCUCGUGCGCGAUCACCGCUCUGCUGAACGCGCCGCGGGUCUGUGGAUGUUUGUCGGGUUUUUUUUGGAGCGGAGCUGCAGCGGCUCACACAUCACCGGACCACGGCUUCUUCUCUGGGAUGAACCCGCUCCUGGUGGAUCAGUAAAAGUCAGCGGCAGCAGCGGUGGUUCUGCUGUGAUUCGAUUCUGUUCUUUGUCAUGAGCAACAGCGCUCACCGACACCCGGACCUGAACCCGGGUUCCGUGUUCCGGCUGCUCCUGAACCUCCUGUCGCUCCUGGAACCGGCCGCCGCUCUGGAGAUUUACGCGCCGCACUCGAUCCGCGUGGAGGGCGACGUGACGCUGGGGGGGCUGUUCCCGGUGCACGCCCGCGGGGCUCCCGGGACUCCGUGCGGGGACAUCAAGAAGGAGAACGGGAUCCACCGGCUGGAGGCGAUGAUGUACGCGCUGGAUCAGAUCAACGGCGACGACGAGGUGCUGCCGAAUGUGACGCUAGGCGCGCGCGUCCUGGACACCUGCUCCCGGGACACGUACGCGCUGGAGCAGUCCCUGACGUUCGUGCAGGCGCUGAUCCAGAAGGACUCGACUGACAUCAGGUGCACGAACGGAGAAGCGCCGGUGUUCGUGAAACCGGAGAAAGUGGUGGGAGUGGUGGGCGCAUCCACGAGCUCCGUGUCCAUCAUGGUGGCGAACAUCCUGCGACUGUUUCAGAUCCCUCAGAUCAGCUACGCCUCCACGGCGCCGGAGCUGAGCGAUGACUGGCGCUACGACUUCUUCUCCCGUGUCGUUCCUCCGGACAGUUUCCAGGCUCAGGCCAUGGUGGACAUCGUCAUGGCGAUGGGCUGGAACUACGUGUCCACUGUGGCGUCAGAGGGAAGCUACGGAGAAAAGGGCGUGGACGCUUUCACGCAGCUCUCCAGAGACGCAGGUGGAAUCUGCAUCGCUCAGUCACUGAAAAUCUCUCACGACCAUAAACCAUCUGAUUUUGAUAAGAUCAUCCGUCUGCUGCUGGACACUCAUCACGCCCGCGCCGUCAUCCUGUUUGCCUCUGACAAGGACAUCAGGGGAAUCCUGAACGCCAGUAAACGAGCAGACCAGGUGGGUCACUUCCUGUGGAUUGGCUCCGACAGCUGGGGCACCAAAAACAGUCCCAUCCAUCAGCUGGAAGACACCGCGGUCGGAGCUGUCACCAUCCUGCCCAAGAGGACCACCAUCAGCGGUUUUGAUGCAUACUUUACGUCGCGAACACUGGAGAACAACAGGAGGAAUGUGUGGUUCGCUGAGUUCUGGGAGGAAAACUUCAACUGUAAACUAAUGAGCUCAUCCAGGAAAGAUGAGAGCAGCAGAAAGUGCACGGGUCAGGAGCGCAUUGGCAUUGACUCUAAAUACGAGCAGGAAGGGAAGGUCCAGUUUGUGAUAGACGCCGUGUUUGCCAUGGCCCACGCACUCCACAACAUGCAGAGGGAUUUAUGUCCAGAAAACUCCGGCAUCUGUGCUGAGAUGGAACAGGCUGGAGGGAAGAAGCUGCUCAGGUACAUCCGCAGUGUCAGUUUCAACGGAAGUGCUGGUACUGCAGUGACCUUUAAUCGUAACGGUGACGCUCCCGGAUGUUACGACCUUUUCCAGUUCCAGAGGAACAACAUGACGGGUCCAGGUUACCGUGUGAUCGGACAGUGGACGGAGACGUUGCAGCUCAACAUGAAGGACAUGCAGUGGCCCGGUGGUGAGCACGAUGUUCCCAGCUCCAUGUGCAGCCUCCCAUGUCAGACAGGUGAGAGGAAGAAGGUGGUGAAAGGGAUGUCUUGUUGUUGGCACUGCGAGCUCUGCGACGGUUACCACUACCAGUUCAAUGAGUUCACCUGUAAACGCUGCCCCUACAACAUGAGGCCCAACAACAACCGCACGGCCUGUCAGUUCAUCCCCAUCACCAGCCUGGAGUGGCACUCGCCCUGGGCCGUCAUCCCCGUCUUCCUGGCCAUGAUUGGAAUCACCACCACCAUUUUUGUCAUGACUACGUUCGUACGCUACAACGACACGCCGAUCGUGCGAGCAUCGGGCCGGGAGCUGAGCUACGUCCUGCUGACUGGUAUAUUUUUGUGUUACAUCAUCACCUUCCUCAUGAUCGCCAGGCCGGAUGUGGGCGUGUGCUCGUUCCGCAGGAUCUUCCUGGGUCUGGGCAUGUGCAUCAGCUACGCAGCGCUCCUCACCAAAACCAACCGCAUCUACCGGAUCUUCAAGCAGGGGAAGAAGUCGGUGACGGCACCGAGGCUGAUCAGCCCGACCUCACAGUUAGCCAUCACCUCCAGCCUCAUCUCCGUGCAGCUGCUGGGCGUCCUCGUCUGGUUCGGUGUGGAUCCGCCCAACACCGUCGUUGACUACGAGAAGACCCUUAACCCCGCCCACGCCCAUGGCGUGUUGAAAUGUGACAUCACAGACCUGCAGAUCAUCUGCUCGUUGGGUUACAGUAUCUUACUCAUGGUGACAUGUACGGUUUAUGCCAUAAAGACGCGCAGCGUCCCCGAGAGCUUUAACGAGGCCAAGCCCAUCGGCUUCACCAUGUACACCACCUGCAUCGUGUGGCUGGCCUUCAUUCCGAUCUUCUUUGGAACAGCACAGUCUGCGGCGAAGCUGUACAUCCAGACGACCACGCUGACCAUCUCCAUGAACCUGAGCGCGUCCGUAGCUCUGGGGCUGCUCUACAUGCCCAAAGUCUACGUCAUCAUCUUCCACCCAGAGCUCAACGUACAGAAGAGGAAACGCUCGUUCAAGGCCGUUGCCACAGCCGCCACCAUGUCGUCCAGACUGUCGCACAAAGUCAGCGAGCGACCCAACGGAGAGGCCAAGACAGAGCUGUGUGAGAACAUGGAGGCCAUCAUUGAGUCACAUGAUAUCUGAAGGGGACAGAGAUGAAACAUGAUGACAUCACCAUGUAUAACAUCCGAUAAUAAUCCACGAGUAACUGACUGAGCAGUGAAGAAGAGACGCGUGAAUGACGACCUUGUGAUGUAACAGCACAGAGACGGUGAGACGGUGAGACGUGUCUUCUGCUCACAGACCUGCUUCACGUCAGACGCUGCAGCAAAGCAUCAUGGGACUUGUCCUCUGGAGCCCACAGAUGCUGUGACGUCGUUUAGAGAAUGACAAAAAAGGGUCACAUAGGGUCACGUAUUUCCCAACAUGCCCCCGCCCGCUGGAGCCACGCCUCCUGUUGUCUUGUCUUCUGAUGUACUUGCAACCGUGUGUUCAUGUUUCUGUGUCGUUAAUGUUUGUUUUUAUCCAUGAUGUUGAUGAUGAAGAUGAUGAAGAUGCAGUCAUGUAACACUUCCAGGACUCAUGUUUCUUGUUGUGAUGCGGUGUCAUUUGUGUUCUGCUGAGUCAUGUGACACCUGACCUCUGGUCUGGAGGCAACGCCAUGACUAAAUCAAAAUUAAGUCCAUCAUAAUGAGUCCAUCAAUCGCAGCUGUUUUGUCGUAAACAGAUGUUGUCACUCAGCUAAAUGCUGUUGAAUGACCUUUAACCUUUGGUCUUUCUAUGUUUCAUCAGUUGUUUUUGUAUCUUGUUUUGACCUGAUGAUGAUCACAUGACUCUUGGAGCUUCUCGUGUUAUGGAAGGGUUCCAAAACUUUAUUGACGAUUGUAAUUGUAAUUUUUUUUAAUAGAAUAAUUGGCUAUAGAAUAAAUUCCCAGAAAAUAUAGAAGGAAAACUUCCUUAAAAAGGGAAGUAUAUCCAUGUUCCAGGUGUUCCAGGUUGUUGGUCACUGCAUGUCUGAUGUGUUUGAUGGUCAGCUGACAGAAUAUGACUUUGAUCUGUUUCUUAUUUUCCCAGAGAAAAAUAUAAAACUCUAUAUUUAAAAUGGGUUGUGAUAUAAAAACAGAAGCAUGUAUGUUUUCUACCGUUUGUAUUUUCAUGUCGCUGCUUCACUGCUGAUGUUGUGGGACAAAUGUUUCCAUCUUCUGUGCUGUGGUCUUUUUUACUUGUGUCUCAAAUACCAAAAGAAAACCUUUUGGUAUUUGUGUCUUUUUCACUCAACGGCCUUGACUGAUAUUUAAUUAUUGAUCUCUUCCUCUUCAUGAUGAAGCAUCGGUGGAUUUGUACAUGAUCAUCUUUUGCCUGACAAGAAAAAAAAUUCUUUUUUCUUCGUUUGCUUGACUGAGUUCCAACUUUGAAAAAAAUGUUGGAAUAAAAUAAAACUGAGGAAAAGUGAGCUGCAUGUCUGAUUUCACGGAAUAUUAUCAAUAAAAUUUAACAUGGAGUCCCUGAA